GACAAUUAAUCAGUCUUUGGCGUACGCAUUACACACCAAAAGAGGGGUAACUUAAUAAUUAGAUAAAUGAAUGCAAAAUUAUCAUAAACAAUACAAAUGUAAAUAAAAAUAUGAAACAAAAGAACAACUUGCCGGUUUCAUCAGGUAAUUGGCUUUUCCAUUCAUGAUUUAACAUCAUAUAAUGGGAAUGCAAUUCAAGAGAGAUCCAGCAUGAAUUUCCUAUAAAUAGCUAUUUAGAUUUCAAAGGACACAUCCUACCAACUAUCAUCAUCCUGAACACCCGUAUUAUAUUUAUCAGAAUGGCUACAAUUUCUGAAAGGAAACUGAUGUUUGUGGCACUGUUGGUUGUGGGGCUCUGGGUAUCUCAAGCCUGGUCUAGGUCGCUCCAUGAUGCAGCCAUGAAUGAGAGGCAUGAGAUGUGGAUGGUUAAAUAUGGCCGUGUGUAUAAAGACAAUUCGGAGAAGGAGAGACGAUUUGAAAUCUUCAGGAACAAUGUGGAGUUUAUUGAAUCUUUCAACAAGCCUGGGAACAGGCCUUACAAGCUGGACAUCAAUGAGUUUGCAGAUCUAACUAAUGAAGAGUUCAAGGCCUCUAGAAAUGGAUACAAAAGGUCUUCCAAUGUUGGGUUGUCUGAAAAAUCAUCAUUUAGGUAUGGAAAUGUUACUGCAGUGCCUACCUCCAUGGAUUGGAGACAGAAAGGAGCCGUCACCCCCAUCAAGGACCAAGGUCAAUGUGGAUGUUGCUGGGCAUUUUCUGCUGUGGCAGCAAUGGAAGGUAUUACAAAGCUUUCAACAGGAAAACUGAUCUCUCUUUCAGAGCAAGAACUAGUUGAUUGUGACACAAGUGGCGAAGAUCAAGGCUGCGAAGGGGGUUUAAUGGAUGAUGCAUUUGAGUUCAUCAAACAAAAUGGAGGCCUAACUACUGAAGCCAAUUACCCUUACCAAGGAACCGAUGGAACUUGCAACACCAACAAGGCAGGUAAUGAUGCAGCCAAGAUUACAGGUUAUGAAGAUGUGCCUGCCAACAGCGAGGAUGCCCUACUGAAGGCAGUAGCCAGCCAACCGGUCUCUGUUGCCAUUGAUGCUAGUGGAUCUGCCUUCCAAUUCUACUCAGGUGGAGUGUUCACAGGAGACUGUGGAACUGAACUGGACCAUGGUGUCACUGCAGUAGGUUAUGGGACAAGUGAUGGUACUAAGUAUUGGCUUGUCAAGAACUCAUGGGGAACAUCUUGGGGUGAGGAUGGAUAUAUAAGAAUGGAAAGGGACAUUGAAGCCAAGGAAGGACUCUGUGGAAUUGCGAUGCAAUCUUCCUAUCCAACAGCAUAAAAUGGCAGCAAAUUAAACUGUAUAGAUGGGUCAGUUGUCUGAAGUUGUUACAAGUUUAUGUAUUAUACUACUGUAUCAUCCUUUAAGCUCAUGUAUUGGUCUGAUGUAUUUACUAAAGGUUUUAUUUCA
Messenger RNA from Ricinus communis (castor bean), 1454 nucleotides. Its product is annotated as senescence-specific cysteine protease SAG39. Gene Ontology annotation, cellular component: lysosome. Gene Ontology annotation, molecular function: cysteine-type endopeptidase activity. Bases 300 to 1325 code for a protein of 341 amino acids. The transcript is spliced from 2 exons. The record is from RefSeq and is a predicted model, not a curated record. NCBI's taxonomy places the organism in Eukaryota, Viridiplantae, Streptophyta, Magnoliopsida, Malpighiales, Euphorbiaceae.